AGCUCACCGACCUGUCAUUUACAAUACUAGAUUAAAACCAAUCUCGCCACCAGUCGAAGGGAAAAGUAGGACAGCGCGAAAGACAUCGGUUUACUUAUUCAAAAAGAAAAAAACAGUGCACAUCUGUAGCUUCACUUAGUAAGAUACGCGUCCGCAAAGAAAUCGGCCACGACUGUAAACGCUAGAACGUUGCUCCCGGAAUAACGAUCUCGACAACUAGGUGCAUAGAAGGCUGGGCCAAGCACCAAACUGGCUUCAUCAUUACUGGGACCGAGAACGACUCGCCGCAAGAAGCUGGAGGAGGACGACCACGCACCCGUUUUCAUAUCGACGAAAGCGAGACAAACAACAGCGGAAAAAAAGGAACCGGGCGACAUCUACAGAUAAAAGUAAAUGUCCCCGAUGCCUCCGGGAGCGGACGACGAGUAUGACUAUCUGUACAAGGUCGUAUUAGUCGGAGAUGCCACCGUCGGGAAGACGCACCUCCUUUCCCGCUACAUCAAGGGCACACUGCCAAAGACACCAACCGCAACGAUCGGGGUGGAAUUCGCAACGCGGACCGUACCAUUAGCGGUCGGGGGCACGGUGAAAGCGCAGAUAUGGGUAUAAGGGCAUACUAUCGGUGUUUUUUUUAGACAAGCGGUGCAUGAUUCAGUUUCAUCAAUAGCUAAUUGAUGCAGUGAUUUCUGUGUAUAGUUCUACGUAACAUUCGGAAAAUCACUGCCUCAUCAGGACACCGCCGGACAAGAGAGGUACCGCGCCAUCACCUCUGCACAUUACCGUCGAGCGGUCGGCGCUCUGCUAGUGUACGAUGUGACUAAGCAGGCAACUUUUCAAAAUUGCACAAGAUGGAUGGAAGAGCUGCGAUCAAAUGCAGAGCCGGAUAUCGUCAUUAUGCUGGUCAUAUGGAAAGAAAAAGCUGUGCUGCCUGCUUUCAUGACAGUCUGCUUGAUCGCUUGCAUGUAGGUCGUGUCCUUUCAGACAGUAAAGGGAGGUAGAAGUAGAAGUUGUAGGUCGUGAAAAUUCAUUCAAGGACCAGGUAGGUGAACAUUUUCAUCAAGCAACGAUGCGCUAUGCACGGGUUUUUCAGUUUCAUACGUUGGCAACAAAGUCGAUUUAGUUGAAAAGGACCCGAGCUGUCGACAGGUUUGAUUGGAUUUUUCUGUCAUGCGGCAUGAAUGUUGAUGUUUCGGAAAAAUAGUGGUCUCCGUAGUGGUGUUUCGUCAUGCACCAGGUUUUAGUCGCAGGUGCAGAAUAAAAAUAAACUCACAUUGAUCUUCUUUUAAAGGUCUUCUACGACAGUGCGGCGGAGUGGGCACGGCAGCACGACUUACUCUUCGCAGAAGCGAGCUCCGUUUCCAAUUACAACGUGAAACACGUUUUCGAGCAGCUCUUGCAGGAGAUUUAUAACCGCCAGAGCAGAAGAAGCUCGCUCGCAGAUUUCGAGUCCAAAGGGCCGGGCAUUUCUCUGGGGAUCGCGCCCUCGCAGCAAAACCAGCUCGCACAAUGCUGUGGCCAGACGUGACAUAGGAUUUUCAUGUUUAUUUGAGGUUUAGCGGCUUUUCAGUUUUACGCGGAGCGCCUUCUGGAAUAAGAUGUUAGUUUUAUUGCGCAGAGGAAGUGCUUCAAGGCACUGACUAUUGAACUGGACAACUCCAUGAAAUUUCAAUUUGUAUUUGACAAAGUUCAAAACAUUUUCACGCACGGUACCUCGCAGUACUAUGGAGUAGCUACGCCACUCGGUAGUUACUCCGCGAGGCUUAGUCAAAGUUUAGCUUUACUCUUCUCGCCUUUCUCUGAUCCGAGAAAGAUCUUUUCAACCGUCC
Amoebophrya sp. A120 is the source of this 1826-nucleotide messenger RNA. The record is from the annotation of a GenBank genome assembly. NCBI's taxonomy places the organism in Eukaryota, Dinophyceae, Syndiniales, Amoebophryaceae.